Molecule: messenger RNA, 4331 nt
Organism: Pteropus alecto (black flying fox)
Lineage: Eukaryota; Metazoa; Chordata; Mammalia; Chiroptera; Pteropodidae
Gene: SASS6
Product: SAS-6 centriolar assembly protein
Exons: 18
Coding region: 193-2268 (691 amino acids)
Biological process (GO): centriole replication
Cellular component (GO): centrosome; centriole
Source: RefSeq, a predicted model, not a curated record
AAACCGGAAAAGGCUGAUGGUGGCUGGCGGGGCCCAAACCUCCUUCGCCUUCCGUCUAUUUUUUUCCCCGCCUCCUCAGCGGAAGCCGAGCGCCAAACUCAAACUUUAGCUGGACUUGUACAGCUUUCAGGCCAGCCCCGCCCGUCGGGCCUGUUGGACUUUUCCGCACACCCGCCGGGGCAGCGGUCCAACAUGAGCCAAGUUCUGUUCCAGCAGCUAGUCCCGUUGCAGGUGAAGUGCAAAGACUGCGAAGAGAGGAGAGUAAGUGUUAGAGUGAGCAUUGAACUACAAUCAGUUUCUAAUCCAGUUCACAGAAAGGAUUUAGUUAUUCGUCUGACUGAUGAUACUGAUCCAUUUUUCCUGUAUAUCCUUGUCAUAUCUGAGGAAGAUUUUCAGAGUUUAAAAUUCCAGCAGGGUCUUCUGGUAGACUUUUUAGCUUUCCCACAAAAAUUUAUAGAUCUCCUUCAGCAAUGUACUCAAGAACAUGCCAAAGAAAUUCCAAGGUUUUUGUUACAGUUAGUUUCUCCUGCAGCUGUUUUGGAUAACUCUCCUGCCUUUUUAAAUGUGGUAGAGACAAAUCCUUUUAAGCAUCUUACACAUCUCUCACUAAAACUUUUACCUGGAAGCGAUGUGGAAAUAAAGAAGUUUCUAGCAGGCUGUUUGAAAUGUAGUAAGGAAGAAAAAUUAUCAUUGACGCAAUCACUAGAGGAUGUCACUAGGCAACUGAAUUUCGCACAAAAGUUCUUGAAAUUGAGGACCAAAGUACCUGAUAAGCUACAUGACUUCAGGCAGAAAAUAUCCUGCACAACAUGGACCAUCGUGACAUUAUCAGAAAAAAUCCAAGAAUUAGAUAAGUUACGGAAUGAAUGGGCAUCACACACAGCAGCAUUGUCAAAUAAGCAUUCUCAGGAACUGACAAACGAGAAGGAAAAAGCCUUGCAGGCACAAGUUCAAUACCAACAGCAGCAUGAACAACAGAAAAAAGAUUUAGAAAUCCUGCAUCAACGAAACGUCCAGCAGCUACAGAACAGAUUGUCUGAGUUAGAAGCAACUAAUAAAGACCUAACUGAAAGGAAAUAUAAAGGAGACUCCUCCAUCAGAGAACUAAAGGCAAAACUGUCUGGUGUUGAAGAGGAGCUCCAGCGGACUAAACAAGAAGUUCUCUCCUUGCGAAGAGAGAAUUCUACACUAGAUGCUGAAUGUCAUGAAAAAGAAAAGCAUAUUAAUCAGCUGCAAACAAAAGUGGCUGUUUUAGAACAAGAAAUUAAGGAUAAGGACCAGCUUGUAUUAAGAACAAAAGAAGCAUUUGAUACAAUCCAGGAACAAAAGGUGGCUUUAGAAGAAAAUGGUGAGAAAAAUCAGGUACAACUUGGAAAACUUGAAGCUACCAUAAAAUCAUUAUCAACGGAACUUCUUAAGGCAAAUGAAAUUAUCAAGAAGUUACAAGGGGAUCUGAAAACUUUAAUGGGUAAAUUGAAACUGAAGAAUACAGUUACCAUUCAGCAAGAGAAACUCUUGGCUGAGAAGGAAGAAAAAUUACAAAAGGAACAAAAGGAAUUACAAGAUGUUGGACAGUCUCUUAGAAAUAAAGAGCAAGAGGUAUGCAGAUUACAAGAACAAUUAGAAGCUACAGUUCAAAAACUUGAAGAAAGCAAACAGCUUCUAAAAAAUAAUGAAAAGUUAAUCACAUGGUUAAAUAAAGAACUAAAUGAAAAUCAGCUAGUGAGAAAGCAAGAUGUGUUGGGACCUUCUGCCACUCCACCUGUGCAUUCUAGUAGCAACGCAAUUAGAAGUGGAAUUUCUCCUAACCCUAAUGUGGUUGAUGGUAGACUGGCUUACCCAGCUUGUGGGAUUGGUUAUCCUGUCUCCUCUGCAUUUGCUUUCCAGAAUACCUUUCCUCAUCCUUUAUCUGCCAAAAAUGCCAUCCACUCAGUUUCAGGACCAAAGGUUCAGUUUAACUUGCAGUUUACAAAACCAAAUACAUCACCAGGAGAUGUUCAGUCAGGAACAACUGUUAGUAUGCCUCGCUCAACUGAUAAGGAAAAUGGUGAAAAUUUAGGGCUGGAAUCCAAAUAUCUGAAGAAAAGGGAAGAUAGCAUUCCUUUACGUGGACUCAGCCAAAAUCUCUUCAGUAACCCAGUUUUUGUAUCUUCAUUUGCAGACCAUCAGAAAGGUGGCCCGUUGGGAGCGUUACAGGCACCCUCAAAGCCAGCGGCGCUGCCUUCCACAUCUUCAGCGUAUUUCCCGGGACAGUUACCCAACAGUUAAUCCUAGGCUGGCGUCAUCUUUUACUUCUUAUUGACAUUUUAGAAUUUCAGGUGGUUUAGAAAUAUAUCAACAGCAUAGAUGAAAUCCUAAACAAGCAAGUUUCAGAGUUUACUUGAGCAACUAUAUUAGAUUGCUUGGAUCUUUUAAGUACUGCUGUGAUUUAUGGCAGGCAGUUUAGAGCAGCAAAUUUGUACUUGGGAACUGGUGAAGAUUCUGAGUAAAUGACAUUCUUUAGUUUGAAUAUGGUGUUUUAUAGAAUAAUAGAAUGAAUUUUCUUAAAGUAAUCCUUAGAAAUUCUCACAAGUUCUAAGGAAAGAGUUGAUCUUUAUAAGGGACAUUCUAAUCAUAUUGACUAUCUGGGUAAAUUAAAACCUGUUCAGAUGUAAUGGGGAACCAAAGAAUGCUAAUAAUUAACAUUUUUAUUUUCAUUGGCAAAAUAAGUUUUAAAUUUGCCACCUAAGAAUUAUGAAGGAAAGACCAUUAUCUAAGAUAUCUAGAUUAUCGAUAUUUUAAAAGGGAAAAAUUACCUUCAGUUCUUCGUAACAAGUAUUUUCCUUGAAACCUUUAAAUUAUAUAUUGAAUGUCUAUUAAUUUUGAUAAAUUUAUUAUAAAGAUAACUUAGUGUAUUUACAUGGCCAGAUUAGGUAUAAACUGCUUUAGUCAUUGGAGCCACAGAGUUUACAGGAUUUUAUUGCUUCCUUGGAAGUCGAUAAUCAUCUAUUUUUUCUUUCAUUUGGAGUUCUAUUUUUUUUUAAUGCAGUUAAAUUUGUAUUAGUGGGACUUUGUUUUAAAAAUUAGCACUAUACAAAAGCUUUACUAUAAGAGCAUCAUGAAUAUUCAUUGUAUGUGCUUUUUUAUUUCAAAAUGGGUUUAUUUUAAUGUUUGCUUAAUAAAGUAGGCAAAAUGAAUAACUUAGAAGUUAAAACUUUCUUCUCUUCCCUGUAAGUUUCAAGAAUUGUCCUUUGGGAAAAGUUAAGUGGUUUUUAAAAAUUUACCCAGAAUCAUAGGGCCCCAUUUUUUCUUGCUAACAACCAUUCAGUAGAGUAGCAUUCUCUUAAGAAACAUCUACAUCAGUUUUUAUUUGCAAAGAUGGCUAAUGUUCAUGUGAUCUUUAAAAAAUUUCCAAGGACCAUAUUUUAUAGAUGAGGAGACAUUUCAAGAUAUUAAUGACAUACCAACAGUUCUAUGGUAAGACAAAAGAAUCUUUGCUAAUUUUUUUAACGAAGCCAUGAUAUUGAUACUUUGAAACUGUGCCUGCAGUUCAAGCUGUCUUAAACUAGGGAACCUAAAAAAUUUAGUAACCAUUAUCAGGCAGUGACUUUUUAUGUAUAGUUCUUUUCUCAUUUAGAUAUUGGUAAGAAUACUUGGUUACAAUAACUUGAAAGCACUUAAUAAUCUGGAAAGCAGCUUCUUGGUGAUAAUUUGCUUUCUUACAAAUGUUUUAUAUAUAUAUAUAUAUAAAACUUUAUGGACAAGGUUUGGAUGGGGUACAUGACACACAGGUAGCUCUUUAUUUUUUUAAAUAUAGAUCUCCUCUUCCAUAUCCACACAUGGAAAUUAGAAUUUCCAAAAGAUAGGAUAGUGAUCACUUUGCUGUUAACUUACUAGACUUUUUUAUCAGAUGUAUAUACACACUUUUGUGUGCUAAGUUUUUGCUCUACCUCUUUAAGUUUUAUUUGAAAUUGUUUUGCAGUGUAAAUUGUACAUGUGUUAAUAAUCAAAAUGUUACAUUUAAUGUAUUUCUGUAAAUUGAGCUUGGUUAGUAAAUAUAUUUUGAGACUGCGAUAUGUAAAAAGUAUAUAAAAACAAAUAGGAUUGAUCUACAAAAUCUCUGCUUAGGAAAUUACUUCAUUAAUUUAUGGACUAAGUUUUCAUCUAUCUUCCUACAUGAGUAUUUUAUUGUGAAAGAAAAGAAAUGGAUUCAAAGAGAGAAGGUAUAAAGCUUUGAUUUGUUACUGUAAAAAUGAUUAUGGUAACAAAGCCAAAACAGGCUCUAUAGGGAAUCACAGAUCAAGACUUUCUUUAAAAAAAAAUCAUUAAAAUAUUUAAUUUUAUUAACAAUA